AUGACUAAUGAUAUCCAAAUAGAUUUGGUGGAGUCCGAGAAUUUGUUCUUGCAAAGACUCAUCCUCCAUUAUAAUAUAAAGUCAUGCUCUACUAUGUGUUUUAAAUCCAGUUCAUCGGAGAAAGGGGGAGGUUCAAGUCCAAAAGAAAAAAAAGAGACCUUUGCUGAUGCUUCUUACAGGAAGAUACAUAUCAUAGCCGAACUGGAUGGCUACUAUGCUACUGCUGAUCGUAGUAUAGUAGGCUUACUGAACUAG
Messenger RNA from Sphenostylis stenocarpa, 255 nucleotides. The record is from the annotation of a GenBank genome assembly. NCBI's taxonomy places the organism in Eukaryota, Viridiplantae, Streptophyta, Magnoliopsida, Fabales, Fabaceae.